GCCCCUUUUUGCACUCUCUCCUGCACAACACAACUAGACCUUUAAAGUUCCGUAAAGGAAGGGAAAAUAUAUACACGGUAAAAUAAACGAAUAAGCGUUAGAGAUUGUGUAUAAAUGUGUCUGAAAACGGGAGACAACAAUUAUAUUUAAGACAAAAUCCGCGGUUUUUAAUUUUCAUUUAAAUUACUAUUAGCUAGCUAGCUAUCGAUAGUACGACCAAGUUAGCCAGCUAGCUAGCUAGAUUAGCUAGUAACAUCAGCUAUCGAUAGCUAGCUAGCUUAAUAAUACUGAGAAUUGUCUCAGAUACCUAGCUCACUGCUAAUUGCUAACUAAUGUUAAAUAACUCAUUGGCUUGAUAAAUAUUUUGCUGUUUUGAGCGGGAGUUUUGUUAUUUUUUCGCGUCGACGACGACGGAGAUAGCAACGGUGAGGAAGACUUGACUGUCUGGAAACGACAAAAAAGUAAAAUGGCGGAGCCGGACAAAUUAAACAUUGACUCUAUAAUACAGCGUCUUCUGGAAGUGAAGGGGUCGCGGCCAGGCAAGAAUGUGCAGCUGACAGAGAAUGAGAUCCGUGGGCUUUGCCUCAAGUCCCGGGAAAUCUUCCUCAGCCAGCCAAUCCUGCUGGAGCUCGAGGCGCCACUCAAGAUCUGCGGCGAUGUUCACGGUCAGUACUAUGAUUUGCUGCGGCUGUUUGAGUACGGCGGUUUUCCCCCCGAGAGCAACUACCUUUUCCUGGGGGACUAUGUGGACAGAGGCAAGCAGUCGCUGGAGACCAUCUGUCUCCUGCUGGCCUACAAGGUCAAAUACCCAGAGAACUUCUUCCUGCUGAGGGGCAACCAUGAGUGUGCCUCCAUCAACCGCAUCUACGGCUUCUAUGAUGAGUGCAAGAGGCGGUAUAACAUCAAGUUAUGGAAGACUUUCACCGACUGCUUUAACUGUCUGCCUGUGGCUGCCAUUGUCGAUGAGAAAAUCUUUUGCUGCCACGGAGGACUCUCCCCCGACCUACAGUCGAUGGAGCAGGUACGGAGGGUGAUGCGCCCCACAGACGUCCCGGACCAGGGGCUGCUGUGCGACCUGCUGUGGGCCGACCCAGACAAGGACGUGCUGGGCUGGGGGGAAAACGACCGCGGCGUCUCCUUCACGUUCGGAGCAGACGUGGUAGCCAAAUUCCUACACAAACACGACAUGGACCUCAUCUGCAGGGCACAUCAGGUGGUGGAGGAUGGGUAUGAAUUCUUUGCAAAGCGACAGCUGGUCACGCUUUUCUCUGCCCCUAACUACUGUGGCGAGUUUGACAACGCUGGCGCUAUGAUGAGUGUGGACGAGACCCUCAUGUGCUCCUUCCAGAUCCUCAAGCCUGCAGACAAGAAGCUGUACUACACUGGAGGAGGGGGCAUGGGAUCUGGCCGCCCUGUCACACCGCCUCGAAAUUCAGCCAAGGGCGGGAAGGCCAAGAAAUAACACCUGCUUCACACUCCCCCCAUCCCCCCGCCCCCACCCUUCUCUCCUCUACCUCCCUCUUUUUCUCUCCUCCGUCACCAAACAGCAACAAAGCAAAACAGUUCCCAGGGUUUAGUCUUUUUUCUCUCUUAAUUCUUGAUACUGAUAAUGCGUAACUGUUUUAAAGUGUGAGUGCGUGAGUGAGAGGUUUGUUAUAUUGUUUUGUCACCCCACCCUUUGCUCUAUAUCCCUCUGUCUCUAAGAACCCACCAUCUUUUAAUGCAGUCACAUGUAUGUAUACAAGGGAGCAGAGAGGGGGAGAGAGCUGACUGUAUGGGUCCCACAGUAACAAAAUCAGAAGGGUGGAGGGAACAGUCUUGAGUCUGCCUUCAUUGUUUAUGUAAGGCCCAUCGCUGUUUUAAUGCUAAACAGAGACCUUUGUAUAUCCUGUAUGAAAGCGGUUUGGGGCAGGGGUAAACAGUUUUAGAGUCACACACACAUAGACGCACUGUUUUGGAGUCAAACAGCUAGGUUUGUAAGUAUGGGGUCAGUACAUGUACAGAGUAGGAGGGGUUUUGUACAGCAACAGACUUCCACAUUCAUGCAGAGAACCUGAAAUUGAAAAAGAUUCAGGUGUGGUAUAAAAUUCAAUGUUUUGUAGAUGGAUCACAAUGACUUGGAGUUUAACUAUUUAAUUUUUUUAAACUCGUCAGAACUCGGUGUUCAAUAAAGAGAAGAUUAUUUAAAACAGUUGAAGACCUGCUUGAUGUUCGCAUUACCACCGUUUGUGGAUUACAUGAAAAAUUUGAGAUUGUCUGCAUUGCAGUCUCUGCUAUUUCUCUUAUCCUUUGUCCACUUUAAAAUUUCUUUCAUGGAAUUAAAGCAUAAUUCAAGGGACUGACCUUGUAUUCAGGUUGGCUCUAAAAAAAAGAGCAUCUAUCCUUCUGUUUCCUUCUGUGUGUUAUUACUUCACUGAGGGAUUCUACAAUCACUCACUCCUUCUCUGGGCCAUUUUGUCUGGAACCAAUUAGGUUUUAAUUUACUGUAUUUCUUCAUGUUUUCUGCUUGUGUUUCUUUGUUCCAGUCUGCCUCUGAACUUAGUCAUUUUUCCCCACAGUGGCCAGUUCCAGCUCAAGGUCCAAUGAAAUCAGCAUAAAAAGGACUUACUAAUUUGUGCCAUGGGUUCUGGCUCUUAAUUUGAUCCUGUCAACAUGGUCCCCAGCCUCCUUUUGUAAUUGAGGCCUGAAAGCGUUGUCUCUGUCAUUGACAAAGCAAACUAAGGCCCUUCCUCCCUGCCUCACCCCACAAUGUGAAACCAUAGAACUUUGCAUGCCCCCUUCCACUGUUCUUUCUUUUUACCUGUUUAAAUGAUGCACACUGUUGUUGCUGGUCAGAAUUAAAAAUUGGUCAUUUGUAAUGUUUUUCCCUCCAUAUUGUCAAGGAGACCUAUGCUGCCCUGUUCUUUCUAAGAAAAUGGGUUCCUAGAGCAAUUGAACGCACUGUAGCGCACCCUACUGUCAAUUUUAUAGCAUUCACAGUUCAUGUGUGGUCAUUGCUCAGGGAUUCCCACCUUAGAAAAGCGGGUGGCUUGCUGGAAUACCACUACAGACAUCUCAGAAUGUCUGCUGUAAAAGUUAGGAACGUCAUUUAGUGCUUAUGAUGGGUGUAAAAAAUGUCCAUAGUUUAGGGUGGAUGCAGGGGUGCUGGCCACAUUGAUAGACUACUAUCAGGCUUGCUGCAUUUUUAAACGGUCAGAAGUUCAAGUCUGGCAUGGUAUAGACAAGGAAUAUCUUUUUGUAUCCUUAGGAUAUAAUGUGAAAACAAUGUGGUCUUGAAAAUGGAGUAGGUCUUCAUGGAGGGGUAUGGACACAAUGUAGUAUGGUAAAGUUUUCAUGGGGUAAAUGGUAUCAUUCACAAUGUAAUUUUGUCUGACAGGGUGGAUGAUAUGUGACUUUCUCUGGAAUUGUUACUUUUUUCUUCGAAGGUGAGGCUUUAAGUUUGUAAUACUGCUUUACUGUAAAACAGACAAUCUAUGGCGUGUUGAGAAGCAUACAUUUUAGAAGUAAGCCUGGCAUCUUUAUGUAUACAAGUUAACAGGACUGUAUGGUUUAUAAGAAUUUUCACGACAACGUAAGGUUUGGGAUCAUUGCAGGUUAUAUUGCGAGAGUAUAUUUCUUUAAUUCCCUUGAAUUUUCUCUGUGAUAUUGGGAGUGUUAUAUCACUGGUCAGAAAGGCAAGUAAACAUCCAGUGAGAAUAAAGGAGUUUGUUACAACGGUCGUAACGAUUAAUUUUAUUACUAUUAGACUUGCAGUAAGUACAUCAGUCUUUUUUUUCUUUAUACCUGACAGAGAGAAGUAGGGUAAUCUAGA
Messenger RNA from Megalops cyprinoides (Indo-Pacific tarpon), 3811 nucleotides. It is a transcript of the gene ppp1caa, whose product is annotated as protein phosphatase 1, catalytic subunit, alpha isozyme a. The record is from RefSeq and is a predicted model, not a curated record. NCBI's taxonomy places the organism in Eukaryota, Metazoa, Chordata, Actinopteri, Elopiformes, Megalopidae. Gene Ontology annotation, cellular component: nucleus; cytoplasm. Gene Ontology annotation, molecular function: protein serine/threonine phosphatase activity. The transcript has 7 exons. Bases 467 to 1462 code for a protein of 331 amino acids.